UCAGUAUCAAAUGCAUUCGCUGAAAGUUUAAUGAUUCGAUUUUGGAGCAAAGACAAGAAGCAAUUAAAAGGAAGCGCUGUAAAGCUGAACAACAUCAUAAAAAUCGAAAGAAUUGCGGAUGUUGGAAACGAGAUGCAAAAAUCCCCAGAAAGUACAGGAAACGCUCACCAGGUCUGGCACCAGCUGUGGAGAGGAAGGGUCAUUCUGAUUUCUCUGCACAGUUGCUGCCAGACCUGCUGAGCUUUUCGAGCAAUUUCGGAACGACAUUACGUCUCGCAUCCACUUUUACAAACAUAAAAAAGUAUUCAGAAGUAGUUGAAAGCAGCAAGUAGCCUACAUAAAAUACAGAUAUAUGAAGAAACCAUUCAUCUCUUAAGGUGGAUGCAAUGACAUUUCCAAAUGACAGCGACUGUGUUGUGCCACCCACCAGGAUCAAAGCGAGUUUAAAGUCCGAGGGGAAGAUUUGUGGAUCGGAACUGGAUGCUGAGGAUGUACAACUCCACACGGCGCCGUUUGAAGGAAGGGAACAGUGCAUCCAGAGAAUGUCUCCGGGCGGCGAGAGCUGGUGAAGCGGGUUCCCUCUCCCCGCCGCUGCUAGUUUCUGGGUAUGGAGGAUGGGCGAUAAGGAGCUGGAGAAAUUCCGGCUGCACUGGAGAGAAGAGAUUAGGGAGCGGAACCGGCGCGGGAGGGCGACCUGCGGCGAAAGGAGCAGCAAAAAGCGGCGCCAGCAGCGCGAGCCGGGGCCCGGUGACCAUGGGGACGGGGAGGGUGUGGAGGGGCCGAGCGGUCGGCAGCGAGCAGCCGAUGAUUAUUUCUACCUGGCCGAAAGCCUGCUGGAGGGCCGGAGCAGCCCGCUCAGGGAGCGCCUGGAAGGUGGGCGAUGCGGCGGAGGGACUGAGACCGGGUCCGAGGCUCGGGGAGGGCCCCAGGGCCAAUCCGCUCAGGCCCCCGGCCACAAGGAGAACCUGCUCGAUCAGCUCAUCGAUGACUUGAAUGAAAUAAAUGAAAUCCCAUUUUUUGAUAUUGACCUUCCUUAUGAGCUAGCACUGAAAAUAUUUGCGUAUCUUGGCAAAACUGAACUUGGAAGAUGUGCUCAGGUGAGUAAAGCCUGGAAAGUUAUUGCGGAAGAUGAAGUGCUUUGGUACAAGCAUUGCUUGAAAGCAGGCUACCAGGUGAAGGCAGACAUUGGCGACUUCAUAUGCUGGAAGGCUGUUAUGCGAGAUUCCAUGAAGAAGGAACAAACAUUACAAGCCAACUGGAAGAACCGUAUUGGAGCUGCAAGCCAGUUACAAUAUGAUGAGGGAGGAAUAUUAUGUGAGGCACACUCAUGCAAUGGAUUGGUAGUUUCUGGAUACACAUCAGGAGAUGUGAGAAUGUGGGACAUAAGCACCUGGGACAGCAGUGCCUUGUAUCUGGAAACGUCACAGAGCUCUGCAGAACUUGGACCACGGCCACCCGUCUCUUUUGUGAGGAUAAAUAGCACCAUAGCAGUGGCGGCUUACAAGGGCGGUGCUGUUGAUGUGUGGAGCACAGUUCUUGCACGGGAACCAGUCCAUCAUUAUCAGCAUAGCCAGGAGGUACAGGCUAUAGCAACGGCAUCAGACAGUGCUGUAAUUGCAACUUGCUCAGGUUAUCAAGUAAGAUUGGAAUCCUGUGAUGAGAAAGGAUAUUGGAGGAAAACACAGCAGUUCGAACUCCAAAAACUGGUUAGCUAUCUUCAACUUGUUCCAGGUGCUCCUGUAAAUACAGAUGGAAGUCAACCAGCAGUAGCAGCAGCUGAAGAUACUGUUUACUUCCUCAAUCCUGAUGCAGAACCAAAGGCACUUCACUCCAUCUAUGGAAAUACAGUGACCUGCCUGGAUGUGUCCACUAAUCAGCUUGCCUGUGGUGUCAAAAGUUUUGGUUGGAUAAUUAGCCACGGCAACAAGAUCCAAGUUUAUUGUCUACAGACAGCUCAACCAAUAGCAACACUGGGAAACUCUGCAGGAGACUUCACCUGUGUGAACCUAAAGGAUAGUCCUCCUUUUCUAGCUGUUACUGGAAACAAAGACAGGAGGGUGAGAGUAUAUGACCUUCGGACAAGUAAAGAAGUGAUAUCGCUCUAUGGCCAUCAACUGGGCGUGUCAUCAGUACAGAUGGAUGAUUGGAAGAUAGUCAGUGGUGGUGAAGAGGGAUUGGUCUGUGUGUGGGAACAACGAAUGGGAACUAAACUCUGGGAAAUGCAUUCGAGACAUCCCGUACGACACCUACGUUUUGGUGCACAUACACUGGUCACUGCAAAUAUUCCUAAUGAGAAAUAUCCAAGAGGAGCCAGUAUCAUGGAUGAUGAUUUAACAGCUCAUCGUAGGCAUCGAGGAAUUAUAUAUGUCUAUGACUUCUCUGUUGAUAAAUCAGCUCCUGUCUUACCAAUCUGUCGUUCUACCUAUGAUGAAGAUGUUGGCUACAGUUACAACAUCGCACUUUCGAUGCCUUAUGACCAAAUCAAGUGAAUAUCGUCACUUCCUGAAUAUAUUGGUUUUAUUACAGUCUUAUAGUAAUUCUGGAAGUAUGCUUGUAAUUAGCCUACACUUUCAGAUGUAAAAAUAUAAUACUUCUCAGGAGAGGUCAAAGGAGGCAUGCAGGGCAUUGGAUAGACAAAUGAACCAGAAAUGACCCUUGGUCCUGAAAUUCCUCAACAACUUAUCACCAAACUUUGAAGAAAAAUAACAAAUAAUCAUUUUUAGCCAUGCUUCCGUGGCUGUUCCAAUUUUGCACCUAAAUCACAAUGGGAGAUCUGUCCUCACCUUUAAAUGUUUUUCUUUCUUUUCGUUUCUCUUUGUUUCUGAUGAUAAUUUGGAUUAGAGAAACUGAUUACAUGUAUGGUAAAAUGAGGACAGACACUUUGACUUCAGAUUCAGUUACAUAAUUCGCAGGAUGGUCCAUUGUAUAUAGAUAAUGCAGAGAAAGCAAAAGAUGUACUAUUUGUGGAAAACACUUUAUUAUUUUAAGUAUUCAAUAAAGCUGCCAUUUUGUGGCUGG
Chiloscyllium plagiosum (whitespotted bambooshark) is the source of this 3018-nucleotide messenger RNA. It is a transcript of the gene fbxw8, whose product is annotated as F-box and WD repeat domain containing 8. Gene Ontology annotation, molecular function: protein binding. NCBI's taxonomy places the organism in Eukaryota, Metazoa, Chordata, Chondrichthyes, Orectolobiformes, Hemiscylliidae. The record is from RefSeq and is a predicted model, not a curated record.